CAAGAUUGUAAUGUCUAUGAAAGAAAAAUAGCAAAAUUUUUAAGCUACAUCCUUGCAAAAACACGUUCCAGAAAAUCUUUUCUUUUGUUCGAAAGUAACUACAAAACCUUUGUUUCUUAAAGCUCAUAAUUUUCCAUGGUAAAAAAAAAAUAUAUAUAAAUAUAUAAAUACAUGCUUGUAAAGCAGUUGAGAGAAUGAACUUACUUUGCAUCUCUUUCUCUGUCUCUUUACUUUUUUCCUUUGUUUCAAGUGUAAACACACUCUCUUUGUUUACAUGACCCUGGAAACAUCAUUCCCUUACAGCUAGUUAAUACAUUUAGAACGCGACACGAAACCUAUUAUUUCUUUAUUUCCGUUAUCACAUCCAUAGACAUCUUCUUAAAUCUAUUUCUUUUAAAGAAGAUUAUUCUUAUUCUUAAUUUUAUCGUUUCUAUUGAAGCUUUGUCUGACCUUUGCUGCUUUUUACGACGCGAACGUGGUUGACGUACAAAUUUUUAUUUUUCUUCCAAGAGGAUUCUUUUCUUUAUUUGGAUAUUUGGAAAAGAAAAAGAAACAGACAUAACUUACAGUAUAUGUUUCGGAAUGCUGGAUCUAAAUGCCAUUAGAAGAUGAAGACAUAAACAAGCAAUGCACUACUUUGACAAGAUGGAAUCCUAUGUUUAUUAACGAUGUGUACUCUAUCGUCUUUUCUGAUUCUAUAUCUAAAGAGAUAGGUUUCUGGUUUGGACAUCCCAUUUGCUGGAUACAGGUUGUAGGAUACGUGGUUUCACUGGAUUUCUACGAAGAUAAAUACGUUUGUACAGUGGAUGAUUGCACUAGUCAGAAUAUACGCACAGUCUUUUCACUGAAGGAGAGACGUUCCUUGGCGCAAAAAGCAAAAAGAUUAAAUCCAGGGUCAAUUGUUCGCGUCGGUGGAAAAAUCCAACGAGUUCAUUCGUUUCACCUUCUAGCAUAUACGUUAGAUCUACUUGAGGAUCCGAAUGCUGAAUGGAAGGAGUGGCUUAAAAGGAUUCAUUAUAGACAAAAACUACAGAGAAAACAAUCGAUCCUAAAAGAAAAGCCCGUAAAUGAAAAAUUAGGUUUUCCUUGUAAAUCGUCCCAUUCCAGUAAUCACGCCAAGGUCCUCCUUCAUCACUUGCGACGUUUAUGCAAGGCGAAUCCAGAGGCAGGCUUCACAAUUGAAGAAGUGAUUGGGUUUUUUAAAAUCAACAACCUAAGUCUUCCUUCCGUCUCAGUUAUAAACGUGGAGAGUCAAAGGAUAGAUACGUUACCAGGAAUUAAUGAUGAAGCUAUACGCCUUUCGCUUUUGUCCCUUCUCCGACAUGGACGAGUUAUUUACAAAAAGCCAGACAGUGUAUAUCGCCUGUUCUUCGGCAAAGAUGUUAUCAAAUAUGUGAUGCCCAUGAUGUCCAGUGGACGUGUUGAGGCCCAUCGUGUUUUAGAUGUGCUUCGUCAAGCAGAUGUCAGUUUCCAAACGGUCCCCAUCUACGCCAUAGCCAAACAUAUUCGAAAAUUUCUUCGAUCUGCUAGAAGUAGCUGGGACGAGACAGAAAAAUAUGUUUGGGAACUAAACAACCGUAAACAUGGUUUUUUACCAAUAUAGUGUAAUUAAUAUAACUUAGUUUCCGUAAGAUAAAUAAAAAAUAAAAACUCAAUGGGAAAACUUUCUUAGUAACAUUAUAGACAAGCAACU
Messenger RNA from Schizosaccharomyces cryophilus OY26, 1693 nucleotides. Its product is annotated as telomere cap complex subunit Stn1. Lineage: Eukaryota; Fungi; Ascomycota; Schizosaccharomycetes; Schizosaccharomycetales; Schizosaccharomycetaceae. The record is from RefSeq and is a predicted model, not a curated record. The transcript has 3 exons. Bases 596 to 1603 code for a protein of 335 amino acids.